Malaclemys terrapin pileata is the source of this 6179-nucleotide messenger RNA. It is a transcript of the gene PLXNB3, whose product is annotated as plexin B3. The record is from RefSeq and is a predicted model, not a curated record. NCBI's taxonomy places the organism in Eukaryota, Metazoa, Chordata, Testudines, Emydidae. Gene Ontology annotation, cellular component: semaphorin receptor complex. Gene Ontology annotation, biological process: positive regulation of axonogenesis; semaphorin-plexin signaling pathway involved in axon guidance; negative regulation of cell migration. Gene Ontology annotation, molecular function: protein binding; semaphorin receptor activity.
ACCGGCCGCGCCGCAGCCGGGCCUCAGACAUGCCCCCCCUCCUGGCCCCCUUCCUCCUCCUCCUCCUCGCCCCUCUCUGUCCCUCCCGCCCCCACCCCUCCUUCUCCGCCCCCAACGCCACUUUCAACCACCUGGCACGCGCCAGCGGCUCGGGGACUGUGUACGUGGGGGCCGUGAACGCCCUGUACCAGCUGACGCCGGAGCUGGGGCUGGAGGGGCGGGCGCGGACCGGGCCGGAGCUGGACAGCCCCGAGUGCCUCCCCUUCCGGGACCCCCAGGACUGCCCCCAAGCCCGCCCCACGGACAACGCCAACAAGCUGCUGCUGCCCAACGAGGCGGCCGGGGAGCUGGUGGUCUGCGGGCAGCUGGCGCAGGGGCUGUGCGAGAAGCGGGCGCUGGCCGACGUGGGCCGGGUGCUCUACCGGCCCGAGGAACCGGGCGACAGCCAGUUCGUGGCGGCCAACGAGCCGCGGGUGGCCACGGUGGGCGUGCUCGGGCGGCAGGCCGGGCGGGACCUGCUCUUCGUGGGGCGCGGGCUGACGGGGAAGCUCUCCGGCGGGAUCCCGCCCGUCACCAUCCGGCCCCUGGCAGGGCCCGGCGCCUUCUCCAGCGAGGGGAUGGGCAAGCUGGUGGUGGGCGACUUCUCCGACUACAACAACAGCUACGCGGGGGCCUACGCGGCCGGCGGGCACGUCUACCUGCUCUUCUCCCGCCGCGGCGCCAAGGGGCAGCUGGAUUAUCGCCCCUACCUGGCCCGCCUCUGCGCCCGCGACUUGCACCUCUACUCCUACGCCGAGGUGCCGCUGGAGUGCCGGGACCCCCGCGGGCGCCACUACAACCUGGCCCGGGCCGGGCACCUAGCCCAGCUGGCGCCCCCCCGGGGAGACGUGCUCUUCGUGCUGGCGGCCGUGGGGCAGGGGGCCACGGCCACCCCCGGCCCGCAGACGGCCCUGUGUGCCUUCCCGCUGGCCCAGCUGGACGCGGCCGUGGAGAGGACCCGGCGGGCCUGUUACACGGCGGGGGGCCGGGGGCCAGGAGGCUGGGAGGAGGCGGCCAUCGAGUAUGGGGUGACGUCCCGCUGUGCCGAGCUGCCCAAGGAGUCCCCGGACGUUUACCCCUGCGGAGACGAGCACACCCCCAGCCCCAUCGCCGGCCGCGUGCCCGUGGAAGCCAGUGCCCUGGUGACUGGGCUGCCGAUGCUCACGGCCGUGGCGGCGAUGGCGGAGGCCGGACACACCAUCGCCUUCCUCGGAGACGGGCUGGGGCAGCUGCACAAGGUGUAUCUGAACUCCUCCAUGGGGCAGGUGUACAGCUCCGUGCGCCUCGGCCAGCGCUCCCCGGUCAGCCCCGAUCUCCUCCUGGAUGGCAGCGGGACCCACCUCUACGCCAUGACGGAGUCCCAGGUCACCAAGGUCCCGGUCUCCGAGUGCCCCCGCUUCCAGGACUGCGCCGGUUGCCUCCGCGCCCGGGACCCUUUCUGCGGCUGGUGCAUCCUGCAGGGCCGGUGCACCCGCAAGCUGGAGUGCGAGCGCUUUGAGGCAGCCGACCAAUGGCUGUGGAGCUACGGGGCCAGCAGCCAAUGCCUGCGCGUCGAGACGGUGAUGCCGGCCAAUCAGAGCCACGAGGAACAGACAGACGUCUCGCUGUGGGUGCCCCGGCUGCCCCCCCUGGCUGAGGGCGAGAGCUAUCACUGCGCCUUUGGGGAGCAGGACAGCCCCGCCCUGCUGCAGGACGCCUGGGUCCGCUGCCGCUCGCCCCCCAGCCCCCAGGUGCCGCCCAGCCAGGAGGGCAAAGAUCACGUGACCGUGGCGCUGUCCCUGAUGUUCGAGGACGUGGUGGUGGCGGCGACGGAGUUCGUCUUCUACGACUGCAGCGCGGUCACACGGCUGGCGCGGCCCUCCCCGUGUGGUGGGUGCGUGAGCAGCCCCUGGCCCUGUCACUGGUGCCCGAGGAGUCACAGCUGCGUCCCGGGCGCGUCCUGCCCCCACGGCGAAGGGAUCAUCUACAACCAGAACGUCCGGGAGUGGGGCCCCUGGGGCCCGGAGGCCUGCCCCAGCCUGGGGGGCAUCGAGGGGUCCCCCCUGGUGCCCGUGGGGGUGGCCGUGCCCCUGAGCCUGGUGGCCCACAACCUGCAGCUUCUGGGGGACCCGUUGCCACGGUUGCGCUGCGUGGUGGAGGUGGGGGGGGCACCCAUGUCGGUGGAGGCGUCGCUGGACGAGGAGGGGGGGGCCCAGCGGGUCCGGUGCCGCCCCCACAUAUACAGCUACCUCCUGCCCCCCCCCCAGCUCCCAGCCCCCCUCUACAUCUCCGCAGGGGGCGCGGGGCGCCUGGACAACCGGGGGGACCUGCAGGUGACCCUCUACAACUGCUCCGUGGGGCGGACCGACUGCAGCCACUGCCUGGCAGCCCCGCCGGAGCUGGGCUGUGUCUGGUGCCCGGCCGGGGGGGGUCCCGGCUGCCGCUUCCGGAACCUCUGCCCCCCCGGCGCCGCCGAGCCCCUCUGCCCCACCCCCAUCAUCCAGGCGAUCCAGCCCCACAGCAGUCCCCUGGAAGGGGGCGUAUCCCUCACCAUCACGGGCUCCAACCUGGGCCGGCGCCUGGCAGACGUGGGGUCGGUGCGGGCGGCCGGCCGGCCCUGCACCCCCGACCCCGCCCUCUACCGCGUCUCCAGACGGAUCGUGUGCCGGGUCUCUCUAGGGCAGAGGGGCGUCUCUGGCCCCGUUGAGGUCACCGUGGGGAACCGGCCCCCCGGCAUCUCUGCCGACCACUUCACCUACCAGGACCCCACCCUGCGGGAGCUGCACCCCAGGAUGGGCCCCAUGGCAGGGGGCACCCGACUGACCAUCCUAGGGGAGGAGCUGCUGACGGGCGACCAGAUCGCAGCCUUCGUGGGAGAGCUCCCCUGUACCAUAGUGGCCCCCGUGGAGCCCACGGCCAUUGUGUGCAUGACCAGCCCCAGCCCGGAGCCGCGGGAGGCAUCCGUGCGGGUGCUGUACGGACAGACAGAGCGCCGCCUGCAGGGGGGCACCUUCACCUACACCCCGAACCCCAACAUCACCGGGGCGGAGCCGGCCACCAGCUUCCGGGGGGGCGGUCGGAUCAUCCGCGUGGAAGGCACCCACCUGGACGUGGUGCAGCAGCCGCUCAUCAAGGCCCUGCUGGUGCCGGGGGGGCCGAAUGGCAGCAGGGGGAGCAGGAGGAAGAAGAGGGGGUGCUGGGGGCCGCCCCGGGCCCUGCCGACCCCCCCACGCCCCUGCUCCAUGGUGGGGGACCUGCUGGAGUGCUGGGAGCCCUGCUGCCCCAACUCCUCGGCACUAAUGCUGUGCCCUACGCCGGCCGUGCCCCCCGGCGCACCCCUGCGGGACCUGCUCUUCGUGCUGGACGGGGUACGGCUCAGCUUCGCGGUGGCCAGCGGGGGGCAGCACUUUGCCUAUACGCCCGACCCCCAGCUGCGCUGGCUGGGCCGCGGGGCCCCUGGCGCCCCCUACAGCCUCAAGCCGGGGAAUGUGCUGCACGUGGAGGGGGAUGGGCUGACCCUGGGGAUCUCCAAGGAGGAGGUGCUGGUGUGGGUGGGGGAGGGGCUCUGCACCGUCAAGACCCUGACCCGCACCCAUCUGUACUGCGAGCCCCCUCUGCGCCCCCCCCGGCCCCUCAACGCCUCCGCCGGCCUGCCCGAGUUCAUCGUGCAGAUGGGGAACCUGCGUCUGGAGCUGGGCCGGGUUCACUAUGACACGGAGCCGACCACCCGCUUUCCCCCCGAGGCGCAGGUUGGGCUGGGGGUGGGGGCGGCACUGCUGGCCUUCAUCGUGCUGCUCCUCAUCCUCAUGUACAGGCGGAAGAGCGAGCAGGCCCUGCGGGAUUACAAGAAGGUUCUGGUGCAGCUGGAGACCCUGGAGGUCAGCGUGGGGGACCAGUGCCGGAAGGAGUUCACCGACCUGAUGACGGAGAUGACGGACCUGAGCGGGGAGCUGGAGGGCUCAGGGAUCCCCUUCCUGGACUACGGCACCUACGCCCAGCGCGUUUUCUUCCCUGGCCAGGGGGGGGCGCCGGCACGACGGGGCUUCGAGCUGCCCGAGGGGCGCAGGGCCACUGUGGAGCAGGGCCUGGCCCAGCUCUCCAGCCUUCUCAACAGCAAGGCCUUCCUGCUGACGCUGAUCCACACGCUGGAGGGGCAGGCGUCGUUCUCGCGGCAGGACCGGUGCCAGGCGGCCUCGCUGCUGGCGCUGGCGCUGCACGGGCGGCUGGAGUACCUGACCGACGUCAUGCAGAGCUUGCUGGGCGAGCUGGCGCAGCGCCACAUGGCCCGCAACCCGAAGCUCAUGCUGCGCAGGACGGAGACCAUGGUGGAAAAGCUGCUGACUAACUGGAUGUCCAUCUGCAUGUACUCCUACCUCCGGGAGGUGGCGGGCGAGCCCCUGUACCGGCUGUUCCGGGCCAUCAAGUGGCAGGUGGACAAGGGGCCGGUGGACGCGGUGACGGGCCAGGCCAAGCGGACGCUGAGCGACGGGCGCCUGCUGCGGGAGGACGUGCCCGUCCGGCCCCUGGCGCUGAGCGUGCUGCUGCGGGGGGCGCCAGGGGGCGCCGGGGGAAGCGGGGUACCCGCCCGCGUCCUCGACACUGACACCAUCAGCCAGGUCAAGGAGAAGAUCCUGGACCAGGUCUACAGGGGGGUGCCCUUCUCCCAGCGCCCCCCGGCCCACGCGCUGGACCUGGAGUGGCGCUCAGGUGUGGCCGGUCACCUGACCCUGUCUGACCAGGACCUGACGUCCGUCACCCACAACGGGUGGAAGAGACUCAACACCCUGCAGCACUACAAGGUUCCGGACGGGGCGACGGUCGGGCUGAUCCCGCGGCUCCAGAAUGACGUCCCCCAGAGCCCCAACCAGAGCUUCCUCUCCGGGGAGAACACCCCAAUGCUGGAGGAUGGCGACGAGGGGGGGCUGCGGCUCUGGCACCUGGUGAAGCCGACGGAGGAGCCAGAGGCCCCAAAGCAGCAACAGCGUCGCAGCAGCCUGCGGGAGCGACCCACGGCCAUUCCCGAGAUCUACCUCACCCGCCUGCUCUCCGUCAAGGGGACGCUGCAGAAGUUCGUGGAGGAUGUGCUGCAGGCCGUGCUGAGCGUGGGCCGCCUCCCCGUGGCCGUCAAGUUCCUCUUCGACCUGCUAGAUGAGCUGGCCGCCCGCAACGGGGUCAGCGAGCCCGAGACCCUGCACAUCUGGAAGACCAACAGCCUGCUGCUGCGGUUCUGGGUGAGCAUCGUGCGGAACCCCCAGCUGCUGUUCGACGUGCGAGUGCCGGACAACGUGGACGCCGCCCUGAGCGUCAUUGGCCAGACCCUGAUCGACGCCUGCACCCCCGGCCAGCACAGCGUGGGGCGGGACUCGCCCGUGAACAAACUGCUCUACGCCCGGGAGAUCCCACGCUACAAGGAGCUGGUGGAGAAGUACUACGCCGACAUCCACCAGGCGCCCCCAGCCACCUACCAGGAGAUGAACUCGGCCCUGACGGAGCUGUCCAGGAAAUACUCCUCGGACCUGGACUGCUCGGCUGCGCUGCAGGAGCUGUAUGGCUACAUCAAGAAGUACUACGACCAGAUCAUCAGCGCCCUAGAGGAGGACCCUGUGGGGCAGAAGAUGCAGCUGGCCUGUCGGCUGCAGCAGAUCGCCGCCCUGGUGGAGAACCAAGUCACCGACCUGUGACUGGCCCCACGCCUGCGCCACGGAUCCCCAAGUUCCUGCUCCCCCCCAAACCUCCCCAGAUCUCAGGGAUCCCCUUGCGCCCCCCCAGCCCACACCCCACUGCCUCUCCCCAGUCCGGGGAUCCCCCCCCCCAGUGCCUUAUGCAACGCUGCAAAGGGGGUUCCCUGCACCCCCAACUCCCCCACCCCCACAAGUUCCUGUCGGUAGAGGUGUAUGUCUGCCCUAGCUGCCUUCAGCCCUCUUUGGGGUGCCCCCGACCCCCUCACUGAGAUUUCAGGGUACAGGAGCCCCCCCUUUCUUCAGCCCUGGGGUCCCCCAGGCAAGUAGUGCACUAAUCUGGGGUGUCUGUAGCCACCCCUGCUUUGUACAGAGCGGUGCUAACGACCCCCGAGAACCCCCUAUUUCGAACCCCCUUGUACAGGCCCGGAGCUCGGCCUUUGGAUGUAAUUUAUUUUCAGCAAUAAAAACACUUUUCAGAAA